Messenger RNA from Aspergillus piperis CBS 112811, 517 nucleotides. RefSeq lists its product as uncharacterized. Lineage: Eukaryota; Fungi; Ascomycota; Eurotiomycetes; Eurotiales; Aspergillaceae. Bases 89 to 442 code for a protein of 117 amino acids. The transcript has a single exon. The record is from RefSeq and is a predicted model, not a curated record.
CAGAGCUAUCUACUUUGUACAAGUGGACUUGCUUUAAUUAAAUUAAAAAUGUGCAGGGAUUAAGGUUCGUCCGAGAGCGUGUCCGGUGAUGCCGGCAGCCCGCGUGUGCGGCGCGACCGAAAGAGUUGAUCUGGUUAAUCUGCUUUGGCUCACCUGCAUUAUGAUUCUAUCUACUGCGUAUUGUCGUUCAAUGUUGCUACUGUGUCUUCUCUUCCCCCACGCGCCGACCAUUCGAAUUUUUAUUAUUCUGGAGCUUCACCGGAAUUCCCGCCACCGCGGUUCAUCUUCCAAUGGGUCGGAAUGGAGCCAAUUGCUCGUCGAAUCCUCCCUCCUUCUUUGUGCUCCAUCCAACUGGGGCCACACCCCCCCGAUCCACCAUGGAUCCAGUCCGCGGCUUGCUUGGACAGCACCGGUCCGAAAAAGCAAGGCUACCGGUCCAUAAUCCAUCUAUUCGAGGGCUAUUGGAAGUUUACAACGCCACCGCAUGAUGUAAUACUAUUCCCGGCAGACUCGGCGG